Pygocentrus nattereri (red-bellied piranha) is the source of this 3126-nucleotide messenger RNA. RefSeq names its product mical-like 2a (gene micall2a). Gene Ontology annotation, molecular function: protein binding. The transcript has 18 exons. The record is from RefSeq and is a predicted model, not a curated record. The coding region runs from base 224 to 2890 and encodes 888 amino acids. NCBI's taxonomy places the organism in Eukaryota, Metazoa, Chordata, Actinopteri, Characiformes, Serrasalmidae.
UUCAACAUGUUGAGUCCUCCUCACUUUUUCCUCAGUCCUCGAGCUUCUCACGCAUUCUCCAGAGCUUUCCGGCCCGGCGCCGAGCCUCAAAAAACAAAGGGCUUCGUGGUGGUUUCCCAGCUUUGACUAUAUCAACUGAGGCAGCAGAAGGAGGGACGGCCCACUUCAGCUCUGAGGGACAGAGCGAGGGCUCAACGCGAGAGUCCUGAGGGCUGAGGGGAGGAUGGCUGCAAUCAAGGCGCUGCAGCAGUGGUGCAAAAUCCAGUGCGACGGAUACCGAGAUGUGACUAUCGUGAACAUGACCAGUUCUUUCAGAGAUGGGCUGGCCUUCUGCGCUCUCAUCCACAAGUUUAGACCGGACCUCAUAAACUUUGAGGCCCUCAGCAAACACAAUGUGUACGACAACAACCACUUGGCGUUCCGUGUGGCGGAGGACCAUCUAGGGAUUCCAGCUCUUCUGGAUGCUGAGGACAUGGUGGCACUGCCUGUCCCAGACAGACUCAGCAUUCUUACUUACGUCUCCCAGUACUAUAACUACUUCAGUGGCCGCUCACCCACAGGAGGAGUCGGAGGUGUCAAACGGCCAGCAGAGGGCUCUAAGGAGGAGCCAUCAGAGAAGAAGAAUCUUCCUGUUGUUGCUAAAACCUACAACCCAAAAGCGCUUCUGGAGAACUGGCCACUCUCUUCUGCUACUACCUCAAAAACUGCCAGGGAGAACUGUCCACCACUUCAAAACAGUGGAACAGCGCAACAUGUCUCAACCUCACUAACACAGAAACUUGCUAUUGAAAAACCUCCCCAGUCCAUGCAUGUCCAAAUACGCUCUCCAGCCAGUGUGUCCCCAUCCAGAGUGAAAGCCUCUCCAAAGUCAGACAGGGCUUCUGAGAAGAAGACUGUUUUGGUAGAAACCUCCAAUAAAACUGGCACCUUGAACAGUAAAUGCACGGUAUGCAAGAGUCAUGUUCACCUGGUCCAGAGACACCUAGUGGAUGGGAAACUGUACCAUAGGAGCUGCUUCAAGUGUUGUAAGUGUUCAGCUCCUCUACAGUCUGGGGCCUAUAAUUCAGGCCAUGAGCCAGGCACCCUGCUCUGCUCUUCUCAUCGCUGCGCACAGAAUGGCCUUAGGUCUUCGCCUAAACCUUUGGGCUCAGAUCCUGCUAUGGUAGCACCCAGAUCUGAAAAUGGAAGUGGGCCAUCUCCUCCACGGCAUGUUUCUGUACUGUCCAGCACCAUUAAGUCUAUGCCCAGAGCAGCGGAGCCCAGCCCAGCCCCUCAGCCAUGGACAGCCUCCGCACAGAGGACCCAGGCAGCCAGGCAGAAAUUCUUCCUGUCUUCAGACCCAGCUCCGCAGCCUUCAGCCAGCGUUAAGCGCCCCUCUGAGCCUCCUGUUGCCCAGAACGGUGUCAGCCUGAAGUCUGAAGAAGAGAAGGAGCGGGCCCGAGCCUUGAUCACGAAGAAAUUAGCUGAAGGAAAUUGCAACAAUAACAACAGGGCAUAUAGCUGUGGUCUUAAAGCAGACGACAGAUCGGGAAGCAGACGCUCAUCUGAUGAAGUCCCCAGCUCGAAGCAGGAGAGGCCUGGCUCAGCUGCAGGAGAACGAAGAACCAGCCAGUUUUUACCCUCCUCCACCACUACCACUCCCAACAGCAGAGAGUCCCUCUGGCAGAAUGCCAUCAGGAAGGAGCACACUAGACUUCCCUCUGCUCCCCUUUCCAUCGCCAAAGCCAAAGGCGUAGGGAGCUGUGAAGAGCCAGCUGACUGGCAGUCAAAGCUGAAUGUGUCUCCAAAUGGACCAGGACUAAAAAUUUGCAGUGUUACUGAGGUAAAAGGUGUGACUCCUGAGAAAACCAAGGUCAAUACCAACUUCAACAACCAGCUGAAUUAUCAGGACAUUCCUGCUACGUCCUGCUUCCACGCUCCGAACACUACUCGUUCUGUAGUUGACCGUUCCAUUCCCAAAUCUCUGGUCACAGAUCAACCACAUCAUGGCCCUGCUGGCUGGGGCCUUCAGAAUGAGAUUGGUACACCAGCUUUCUCUCCUAGUGGUAGAACUUGGUCGGUGAACUCCUCCUUUGUCAAGCCACCCAGCCCCACACUUUUUCCUCCAGAAGAGAUUUGCCUGGGGUCUACUGGUAAUAGAUCUAGAAAUUCCAACCCAAGAAGAUCUGACUCUCCAUCCCACCAGCCAGCACUGGAUGGCGAUCUCUCAUUGAGUGAAUCAUCCAAACCCAGAGCACCUGCUCCUAAACAGUCAAGACAUUGUGUUCCUGCAGAGUUUGGUUCUGAAAAUGGAAAUGUGAUGUUGAAAAACACUUUAACGUCUGAAACCGUAUCACCCCCGAUCAAGUCUCAUCAUAUCCCGAUGGAACAGAUCACUAAGGAGCUGCAGGAAAUUGAGGACAGCCUGAGUGAUUUGGAGAAGGAAGGAGUAGAUCUGGAGAGGAGACUCCGCAGCUAUGAGGAAGAGGGGAGUGGGGACAUUCUGAUGGAUCCAUUGAUGGUGGACUGGUUUAACCUGAUUCGAAAGAAGCAAAGUUACAUACGGAGAGAAUCUGAGCUCAUGUAUAUAGUUAAAACUCAAGAUUUAGAGGAGCAGCAACCAGGAGUGGAGGGAGAGCUCAGGAGACUGAUAAAUAAACCAGAGCAUCUAAAGAGCACGGCUGAAAGGAAGAGGGAAUCUUAUCUGAUGAACCGGUUGGUAGAGAUUGUGAAUGACAGGAACGCCAUUGUAGAGGGACUGGAAGAAGACAGACUGAGGGAGGUGGAAGAAGAUCAGCAGCUGAAUGAAUUGAUGCAAAGACUUGGUCUAAAAAAACUAAAAAGCAAGAGAACAUCAUCUUUCUCAAAGUUAUUCAGACGAAGAAGCAAAAAAGCGUUGGUGGAGGGGUGAUCUUCCGGAUAACAGAAGUUCGGAGGUUCUGGCUUUAAGCUGUUGACUAGCUGUCAGUCUCUGCAUGUACAGCCACGUGACAUGGAAGAGAGGUAGGCCUGAAGUCACUGCUCAGAAGUUUGGUGGGUCAGCUUUCCGUGACCUUCAUCACAGACCAGUCACAGAACACUCAGCGUCAUGACCGGGGUCUCUGGAACACAAUGUUUAGGUUAGGUUUAAGAAUUAAAAAAAAAAAA